CGGCGGCUGGUCCCGCCGAGCGCGGAGGCACCGGGCCCGCGCCCGGGCCCGCCAUGGACCCGGCGGCCGAGCACCGGCAGCAGCUCCGCAGCCUGCGGGACUUCCUGCUGGUCUACAACCGUAUGACCGAGCUCUGCUUCCGCCACUGCGUCUGCAACCUCAACUACCGGCUGCUCACGGGCCGCGAGGAGUCGUGCCUGGAUAGCUGCGCCGCGAGGCUGGUCCGCGCCAACCACCGCCUGAUGGGCGCCUACGUGGGACUGGUGCCGGCAAUGCUGCAGCGCCGCGCAGCCGAGUAUGGGGCAGCUGCGGGGCCACCCGGACUCCCGGCCUCCCCUGACCCGGCCCCGGGCUCCGCGGAGUCCUCGCUAGAUGCUCCCGCUGCCGGCACAUAGCAGCACCUGGCCACAGAUCCCCACGGCGCAGGAGCAGCUGCAUCCUCACUGUGCUGGAGCUCCAGGCUGGAGCAGCAUCUGCACUGGGCCCCGGGAGCCCCGAGCAGUGGCUGGGCUCUGCAGGGCACCGGGGAUGGAGGCACUAAAACGGGGGUAAAGCCCAGCCCCCUAUCCCGAGUGGUUGUGGACUUCUGGGAAGUGGAUUGUUAAUCCCAAUAAAACAUCUUUACAGUAA
Catharus ustulatus (Swainson's thrush) is the source of this 630-nucleotide messenger RNA. It is a transcript of the gene TIMM10B, whose product is annotated as translocase of inner mitochondrial membrane 10B. Gene Ontology annotation, cellular component: mitochondrial intermembrane space chaperone complex. The record is from RefSeq and is a predicted model, not a curated record. The transcript has 3 exons. Lineage: Eukaryota; Metazoa; Chordata; Aves; Passeriformes; Turdidae. The coding region runs from base 54 to 395 and encodes 113 amino acids.